CCUCCCGUCCUCACUUCCGCCGGAAGUGGCUGCCAGUCGCAAUUGCCCUCUUGCUGCACGCGCGGGCGUCUGGUCGCCGGUACCCGGUUCGCGGGGAGUGAAUACGACCAUAAUGGCAGCCACCACCCUGCUGCGCGCGACGCCCCUCUUCAGCGGUCUCGGCGCCGGCUCUACCCCACUACUGCAGGGCUUGUUACAGCCGCUGAAGGCCCCGGCACUGACCCUCUUGUGCCGUGGCCUGGCCGUGGAGGCCAAGAAGACCUAUGUGCGCGACAAGCCCCAUGUGAAUGUGGGUACCAUCGGCCAUGUGGACCACGGCAAGACCACACUGACCGCGGCCAUCACGAAAAUUUUAGCUGAGGGAGGUGGGGCCAAGUUUAAGAAGUAUGAGGAGAUUGACAAUGCCCCUGAGGAGCGAGCCCGAGGCAUCACCAUCAAUGCAGCUCAUGUGGAGUAUAGCACUGCUGCCCGCCACUACGCCCACACAGACUGCCCAGGUCACGCAGAUUAUGUUAAGAAUAUGAUUACAGGCACUGCCCCCCUUGACGGCUGCAUCCUGGUGGUGGCAGCCAAUGAUGGCCCGAUGCCCCAGACCCGAGAGCACUUAUUACUGGCCAAACAGAUUGGAGUAGAGCAUGUUGUGGUGUAUGUGAACAAGGCAGAUGCCGUCCAGGACUCUGAGAUGGUGGAGCUAGUCGAGCUGGAAAUCCGGGAACUGCUCACUGAGUUUGGCUACAAAGGGGAGGACACCCCAGUCAUCGUAGGCUCUGCCCUUUGUGCCCUUGAGCAACGUGACCCUGAGCUAGGCCUGAAGUCUGUGCAGAAGCUGCUGGAUGCUGUGGACACUCACAUCCCAGUGCCCACCCGGGAUCUGGAGAAGCCUUUCCUGCUACCUGUAGAGUCAGUUUACUCUAUCCCUGGCCGGGGCACUGUGGUGACAGGUACACUAGAACGUGGCAUUUUGAAGAAGGGAGAUGAGUGUGAGUUCCUGGGACAUAACAAGAACAUUCGCACUGUGGUGACAGGCAUUGAAAUGUUCCACAAGAGCCUGGAGAGGGCAGAGGCAGGUGAUAAUCUUGGGGCCCUGGUUAGAGGCUUGAAGCGGGAAGACCUGAGACGUGGCCUGGUUAUGGCCAAACCAGGUUCCAUCCAGCCCCACCAGAAGGUGGAGGCACAGGUUUACAUCCUCAGCAAAGAGGAAGGUGGCCGCCACAAGCCCUUUGUAUCCCACUUUAUGCCUGUCAUGUUCUCCCUGACUUGGGACAUGGCCUGUCGUAUCAUCUUACCUCCAGGGAAGGAGCUUGCUAUGCCUGGGGAGGACCUGAAGCUUAGCCUAAUUUUGCGGCAGCCAAUGAUCUUAGAAAAAGGCCAGCGUUUUACUCUGCGAGAUGGCAACCGGACCAUUGGCACCGGCCUCGUCACUGACACGCCAGCCAUGACUGAGGAGGACAAGAACAUAAAGUGGAGUUGAGUCUGGACCUCUGCUCAGGCUUGUAUGUUCAGGGCUGUGCUGGCCAGUGUUCUGUCCUGCUUCUGAGGCUCCCUUCCUAGGGCAUAGGCUGCAACCCAGCAAAGUUGCAGCUAGACUGACACUUCCCCAUGGCCUGCCAAGUGAGGUAGGUCAAUAAACUGUUCUGUGAAUAGUAA
This is a messenger RNA of Phyllostomus discolor (pale spear-nosed bat), 1647 nucleotides long. RefSeq names its product Tu translation elongation factor, mitochondrial (gene TUFM). NCBI's taxonomy places the organism in Eukaryota, Metazoa, Chordata, Mammalia, Chiroptera, Phyllostomidae. The coding region runs from base 113 to 1471 and encodes 452 amino acids. Gene Ontology annotation, cellular component: mitochondrion. The transcript is spliced from 10 exons. Gene Ontology annotation, molecular function: translation elongation factor activity; GTPase activity; GTP binding. The record is from RefSeq and is a predicted model, not a curated record. Gene Ontology annotation, biological process: mitochondrial translational elongation.